UGGAAGCUAUAAAUAGCUCAUGUGAAGUGAAAUCUGUAAAUGGCUUUUGGUUAUACCUCCACCUCUAAGAUGCACCACAUCUUCCUGGCUCACCAUAAAAUCCGUUCCAGCUAUAUGCCGGAACUUUCUACUCCACUCACGAGUACAUGCACGGCGACCACACCCCCGGUGCCCUUGGGACCAAUAUAGUUAACCGGGUAUCACUCUAGUCCAUAUACAACCAUUGGAGGAACUGCACAUCUUGAUGAAAGAUAGCCAAAUAUAGGAGGGAAGAUCGUUCUAUAUAAAUGUGUCCCAACGUCCUAGAGUGAACCCUCCAGUUCGUAAAAAGAGGAGAGGUAAAUCACACAGAGAACCAUCAGCAAUGGCGAAGAUUUCUAGUAGCACCGUUGUUCUCCUGGUGUUUCUCGUCUCGUCGUGGGGGGCAUUGCCGGUGCUGUCCCGUGGAGGCCUGGAGGAUGGAGGAGGCGGGCCAAACGGUGGUAUCGGUGCUAAUGUUGGGCUUCAAAAGUCUGUCGGUGCUAAUAUUGGUGUUGGUGCGAAUGGAGGCGCUGGUGCUGGUGCUGGUGCUGGCAUUGGAGCAAAUGUAGGUGUUGGAGCAAAUGUAGGUGCCAAUGCUGGUCUUGGUGCCGGUGCAAAUGGAAAUGGUGGUGCUGGUCUUGGUGUCGGUGCACAUAAAUCUAUUGGUGCUAAUGUUGGUGUUGGUGCGAAUGGAGGCGCUGGUGCUGGUGUUGGUGCUGGCCUUGGAGCAAACGUAGGUAUUGGAGCAAAUGUAGGUGCCAAUGCUGGUCUUGGUGGCGGUGCUGGUGCUGGUGCUGGUGCUGGUGCGAAUGGGGGCGCUAACAUUGGAGCUGGCAUUGGAGCAAAUGUAGGUGCCAAUGCCGGUCUUGGUGUCGGUGCACAUAAAGGUAUUGGUGCUGGUGCUGGUCUUGGAGCAAAUGUAGGUAUUGGAGCAAAUGUAGGUGCCAAUGCUGGUCUUGGUGGCGGUGCAAACGGUGGUGCUGGUGUUGGUGCGAAUGGAGGCGCUAACGUUGGAGUUGGCAUUGGAGCAAAUGUAGGUGCCAAUGCCGGUCUUGGUGUCGGUGCACAUAAAGGUAUUGGUGUUGGUGGUGGUGUUGGCAAAUGAAGGAAGCCGAAAACAAAUAAGUCAACUAAAGGUGGUGUCGAUUCUAGCUACGAAGAGAAGGAAACCGAAGCAAGUCAAUCAACUAAAGAUGAGACGGGUUUUGACUACAUUUCAAAGAACAAGGAACUUUAGAGAGCCAUUACAGGAUUUAGCAUGAUAUGCUUACAAUAUUUACUCAUUAUCAUUUUUUUACUAUGUUAUAUUUUUCCCAAGAUUCUACAUUAUAUAUACUAGCAAAGCGUCAUGCUGAGUCAUGCCUCACAUUGGAGGGUGCAAAUAUCCUACCAAUUAGAAAUAUGUCCUAGAGACGAGAUUAUAUAAUGUUGUAUGCAUGAGUUAUGAAAUGUUCCUUCAAUAAUAUUUUUAUAUUGAC
This is a messenger RNA of Aegilops tauschii subsp. strangulata, 1499 nucleotides long. RefSeq lists its product as uncharacterized. Lineage: Eukaryota; Viridiplantae; Streptophyta; Magnoliopsida; Poales; Poaceae. The record is from RefSeq and is a predicted model, not a curated record.